AUGACACAAGACGAUGUUCGAAAUCUUCCAAUCGAUAUCACCUUCUCCCGUCUCGGUGGUAAUGCAGAAUCUCAAUUACACUUAAUUUUUAGAAUUCCGGCGGAUUGGAGGAAGAAAGUGGCUGCGAUCAGAGUCAAAAUCUUGAAAGAGUUCUCGUCUUUGCCUAAAGAGAUCGAUCCGUACUUUCAAACCUUAGAUCCUGAAGUGAUUGGUUACUUGGAGGUCAAAAAGAUAUACGAGAUUCUCCUGAAGACAACUCCGGAAAGCCGGAAUAUCUUUGGUCGGCUAUCGGGUGCUUCUGGUGUUUGGGAAGCAAUUGUUCGUGCGUUUGAAAAAGAUCACAUUUAUCUCGGGGAGGCAGCUCAGAUAAUAAUUCAGAAUGUCAAUUACGAAAUCCCAUACCUGAAAAAACAAGUGCAAAAGGUUCAGCAACAAAUGACGGAACUUGAUCGUAAAGAAGCCGAUAUCAAAAGGAGCGUUGCACUCUCAGCAACCAAAUACGAGGAAGCUUGCCGAGAGCUUGGAUUGCAGGGAAAUAAUGUGAGGCGUGAACUUUUGGAAACUGCGAAUUCGCUUCCUAGUACCUUUGCCAAGAUUUUGGAAGUUAUCAACAGUGACUCAGUAUCAGGGGCAAUGGAGUACUACUCUGCCUACGUUAAAGAGGUUCAUACUGAGAAAGAUCCUGCAAGGGUUGUCCUAGAGAACUUGAAAGACAUUCGUGAACAUCCUCCAUCAUUAAGUGUAUUGGGGGCAUCUGAAGCUCUUGAUGCCGAUAAUAUUCAGUCAUCUGAGAAUGCAAAUGGUACAGAUGCGGCUACAGACAGUAUUGAUUGGGAUAUUACACUUGAUACUGCUGAGAUAGAUUGGGAUGUUAGCAUGGUAGAAGAGGUUGAUAGUGGAAAUGAUCUAGGUUCGUAUGAAAUUGUCAAUGCAAGUGAUAUUCCUGAGAAUGCUCCAUUUAAAGUGGAAGAAAGCCAAGGCCAUGAGGUUGCUGUUUCUGAGAUUUCUUGGGAUGUAAGUGUUGAAACACCUCAGGUAGAAGAAAUAGCAGAUUCAGGUUUGCUAGAAUCAGGCUUGGAGGAUCAGACACAGUUGACAGAUUCCACAACUCAAGUCUUAGGGAGUGGAGGAGAGAGGAGCCAGUUAUUGGAGACAGAAUAUAGGAAUAAGAUCCUUGAUGAUUUGUAUGAGGUCAAGGCAUUUUUGAACCAGCGUUUGAUAGAACUGAGAAAUGAAGAUACUCUGUCCUUGCAACACCAUGUGCAAGCAGUUGUCCCUUUGGUUCUUCAGCAGUAUUCUCCUGAAACCAUUGAGCCAAUGGUGGUUGAUAUUUCCAUGGCCAUUGCAUUGCUAACAAGCAAGAAAUCUCGGGAUCUGAUCAUGAUUCUCAACUCUAAAAGAUUCCUAGAUAGGCUCGUUUCAGAGCUGGAAGAGAAGAAGCACCGUGAAGUGAAGUUUAGAGAAAGCUUAAAAGACGUGGCUAGAAGACGCAUGGAACUUCAGAAUUCACUUUCUUCUAUAUGGCCAAAACAGGAAGCUGCCCUUGUGAAAACAAGAGCUCUAAAGGAGCUAUGCGAGACAAGUCUCUCUUCCAUAUUUGACGGAAGACCUGUGAAUAUAAGAGGAGAGAUCAAUACUUUGUUGAACGCUGGGGUUUCUGCUUAG
This is a messenger RNA of Arabis nemorensis, 1665 nucleotides long. NCBI's taxonomy places the organism in Eukaryota, Viridiplantae, Streptophyta, Magnoliopsida, Brassicales, Brassicaceae. The record is from the annotation of a GenBank genome assembly.